CAUAAAUGUUCUUUUUAUUCAAUUCAAAAAAAUUUUUGUCAUAUUUGAUAUUUUAUGCACUUAUCACAUAUUUCAAUUUCAUGCAGAUAUAAUUUUUUUUGACAUAAGCAUUCAAUUUUUUUGCACAGUAUUUUUACAGUAUUAUACUGGAUUGCAAAAGAAGUUUUACCAAUAUCGAGUCGGACAUUUUUUUACAAUAUUAUAUUUUUUUAUCAUAAUAAUUUCUGUUAUAUUGAUAUUAUAAAAAUGAUAUUAUGAUACCAGUGUGAGUUAUUGUUUGUAUUUUAUAUAGUACUUACUUUUAUUUUAUAUUUUCAUUAUUUUUUUUUUUUUAAUUAUGGUUUGUAAUGUACUUGAAUAAUAUUUUAAUAGAAUACUUAACAAUGUAUCCGAUUUGAAAAAAAACGCAUCAUAAUUAACGCACAAUAAGUUAUAUUCUUGUGGUGCUGUAAAGAAAAAUUAAUGGAGGAAAGAGAAGAAAAAGAAAGAAAAAGAAAGAUUCGUCCUGGGACUACCAGAAGAUUUAUCAAUAAAAUCUUCUGGCAGAUCCGUGCCUUAGACGCCGGGAUAGUAAGAACAAGAUGGGAAAUAUAUUUGUAGAAAAUGAGUGUUUGUCCACCAUUAAAAAGAAAGUGCUCGAUGGCGAAAAUAAAAAAUAAUCGCCACUUUUUAUUUAUUUAUAUAUUUGUAUUUAAUUUGCAUAUUAUUAAGCUAUCUUUUAUUAAAAAAAAUUUUUAAAAUGAUCAAAAGAUGCAUAUCAUACUAAUAUAACAUAGAAAUAAAUUUUCUUUUGCUAAUCAAUUAAUAUAAAAUGAAAUGACAAAAUCAAAUAUAAUUCUGAGAUUAAACGUGGUCAAGUUCAUAGAAGAAAAAGAUUUUAUAAAUAUAACACUAUUACAUCAAAAUUUAUAAUAUCAAAUUGUUAUAUGAGAAUUUCAAUAUAAAUUAAUAUUAUUAAAUAGCAAUAAGAGUACAACCCCAAAUUAAGGGUCCAUUCGCAAGUUAAAAGGAAAUUCUUGUUCUUAUAUCGCGAAUCGAUUUGACAAUGCAGAUAAAAUUCUAAUUUUAAGUUCUUUAAACAACUAUUAAAAGCAAUAUCCAUGUAAAUGCACCUUUCUUUUUACCAAUAUAUAUUUAUCAUCAAUGAGUAUACCUCACAGUAUAUGUAUAUACGUAUACUGUAUAGUAUAAUUAUAUAUUUGAAUCUCAAGUUUUUUUUUUCUUUUUAUUUUAAUUUAAAUUACAACGAUUUGUAAAAAAAAGCACACGAAUUUCUCUGAAGGACGAGCGAAAGAAAGAAAGAUAGAGAAAGAGAAAAUAUGUGUUUUAAAUGGUGAUAAUUAAUACACUUCACUUCACUUCACAAAUUGUUGCUUCAAUGAACAUCUGUAAAUUUUGAAUUAAUCUGUAUACUUAUAGAUAUACGUACAAAAUGUUGGUGACUAUUAGUUAGCAGAAUUUUUUUUUGUUUAACACGAAAUAAACGAUUUUUACUUAUUUAUUUAAUUUAUACUAAUUGUAGCACCAUUUUUUUGUCACUUAUAUAGAAAAAUAAAACAUUUCCAUUAUGUAUUAUCAAAUGUGUUUGCAUAAUGAUGGAGUAAAAUACUAAUAAUUUCAAUAAAUCAUGAAUUGUUUUAAUUUUACGUUCUACGACCCUAGCACUAAUUUUAGUUCUUUUUACAUAUCUUGUAUAUAUUUCUUGUUAAGAUUCUUGUAAAAAUAUAAGAUUCUCGAACGAAAAGAAAAAUAUUUCGAAAGAUAUAAAAAUGUUGUGCUUGACAGAUCCUCGAUAGAUGUCACUCUUAGUCGGCCGUUAUAUUGAUCAAGUUAGAUUUUCUAAGGACGCACGUUGAUAAGAUCUCAUAUUUGUCAAUUAUAUGAAAAAUUUAUUGCAAUAUCAAUAUAUCCAUUGAAACGAUUUUCAUUGAGUUUGCUGCGCGCCAUACGUGGAAUCUUAAUUUUUCGCCUAUGACGUCAUUUGUGAAUUACACAAGCGUCAUCGCUCAGUCUGUUGUGGAAAAUUUCAUCGAAUCCAUGGCAGCACCGAAUGAAAUCUGUUUUUCCUAAUAAAUACUUAAACAACACAUCGAAAUACGUCGUGUUAUCCAGUGGAUGUUUUGUUAAUAGUGGUAUUAUUUUCAAGGAAUAUUUCUUCGAACGAAGUGUGGUUAUAGUGCUUGAAAAGAAUUUAACAAUUUGUUACAAUGACGAUGCAGCAAUUCUGUUUACGAUGGAACAAUCAUCAACCAAAUUUCAUUUCGGUGUUUUCAAAUUUGUUAAAUAAUGAGACUUUAGUGGAUGUGACAUUAGCUGCUGAAGGCAGGCAUCUUCAAGCACACAAAGUUGUUCUAUCUGCAUGUAGUACAUAUUUCCAGUCAUUGUUUACUGUGAAUCCAUGUCAACAUCCCAUUGUGAUAUUAAAGGAUGUAAAAUUCUCAGAUUUGAAAAUCAUGGUUGAUUUUAUGUACUAUGGUGAAGUAAAUAUAUCACAAGAUCAAUUACCAUCAAUUAUAAAGACUGCAGAGAGCUUGAAAAUAAAAGGACUUGCAGAAAUGCACAGUGCUUCUUUAACAAAAUGGCCAAGUGGUAGUAGUGAACCUGGAGGAGGAGAUCGUGGAGAAUCUUGUUCACCCAGUCCUUCUCCAUUGUCACCAUCUUUUCGUAGAAAGAGAUUAAGAAAAUCAUCAACAGGAUCAACAUCUGGAUCUGGUGAUAAGCCAGAAGAAAUGAAUGAAAUCACUUUAGUUGCUACCAAUAUUGUAAAACCAGAACCAUUAAUAGUUUCACAAGAAAAUAAUGAAAAUGUAAGAAGACCUGUUAAUACGAAUACUGAAUCUCAAGGAAGUAUUGAUGAGGAUCAAAUAUCAAUUAUGAGUAAUAUGGAGAAUAGUUCAACAACAACACCAGCACAAAGUGAUGGCUCGAUACAAGAUGUAAAUCAACAAUCAGGAGGAAAUGUAGCCCAAAGUUCAGUUUCUUCACAACAACCUCCUGCACAUCAAGUCAUUUACGCCAAGCAGGUAGGUCCGAAGAGGUAUCGUCUGUUGCGCCAGCCACGAGUCAAGAAGGAAUCGAAUCAUUUGUCGCCAGACAGCGAGGCAUCUUCACCGCACAUCGUUUCUUCCCCCAUUUACGUGACGACCCCAACGCUCAGCUUGCCGCAAACGUCGAAAAGCUUGGACGAAACGAGAAUUUCACCGUUGCCGCCGCAAUCGAUUCUGGUGAACCAGCCUAGUCUGUUGACAGUGACCACCACGACGAACCUGUUGACCGUACCCCAGCCAUCCUACUUGAUGAAACAACAUUCCCACCCGCUCUUGUCCACCCAGCAACAAUCAUCCGGUGGAAAUUAUUGGAUACACAGGCAACACUCGAAUCCGGAAUUCCCCAGGAGAACGACAAGUCCCUCGAUCGUCGUGGAACCGGCACCUGUCAUUAAAACGGAGGAGGAUAUUCUGGAGGAUCCAGUUGCCACCACCACUACCACUACCUCUACUACCGAUAGCACUACUACAGCAGGCUCUACGUCUGGAUUGAGGGUGAAAACUACGGAGCUUAGACGGAGUUCAUCGUCACCCCAAACAACGAGCAGGGAAUCGCGAGAGAACACGGGUGAUCUACGUGUCGGCCAUUGUCCAGUAUUACGUCCAGGGCCGGCACUGCGCUGUAAUCAUUGUUGGAACACGAUAGACGCCCAAGGGAGGACGCUUCGUAGGAAAACGAAGUAUCAUUGUCCCCAGUGUCAGGACAACCUGUGCAUUGUACCCUGUUUCCAAGAGUAUCACGAGCGACGAGAAUUGAAGUUGAAACCUUUGCCGAAAACGAGUUCGGUCUAAAGCGUUUUCGUUUUGUAAAUAUAUCAUUUUUGAAUCGUACACGUCAAUUUCGAGCACGUGGUUUUAACUGAUGUAAAACUAAUCGAUGAUGACUCUACAGUGAGCCGUGUGAAUUGUUCGAUUUGUAAUCGAUGAUCAUCGAUUUAAUCUUUUGCCUUUUUCGUCCAGGCUCAAUUAUUUUUGUAAGUGUAUUUCGAUACACUCGCAAUGGUUCUCCAUGAUGCCAUAAAAUUAACCCGAGGUUUUGAAAGAAUUUGGAAUGGAUCAUUUUUAAGAGAUCUUUCGAGCGUGAGAACUGGUUUUUUUUCAUUGUAUUGUUGUUUGUCAAAUGAUAUUUUGAAAAGAAAAGAAUGGAAAAAGAAGAAUUGAAAAUGAAAGUUCCUAAAGAUAUUAGUAGAAUGAUACUGUUGAAGAUUUUUAAAUUAAUGAGACAUGAAAUGUUUGUAAUUAGAGGUUCAUUUGGGCUUUUAAGUAGUAAAAGUAAAAGAAUAAUAUUAAUUUAUGUUAUAAUCGAUAUGUUAUAUCGAAAUUGAUUCUAUGUUUCUUAUUAUUGAUUACACAAUGAAAAUAUUCUAAUUUUUUAGAAUAAAAAAAUAUACGCGUUGAUAAUUUCAAUAUUAUUGUAAAAUAUUUUUUGUUUAUAAAUAUUUGAAAGAAUUUCUGAAAGAAAGCUUUCUUCUUAUAAAUUUUAAACAAUUUAAAACAAACAUAAUAGGACAAUGAAAGUCUUAUAUAGAAUGAUAUAAAAUUAUUGCUGAAGUUUGUUGCAUAUUAAAAAUAGAUGAGAAGAAGACAAGUUGUCUUUCUACUUAAAAAGUAGAAAUAGUACUUAAUCUAUAUGCACUUAAUUAAAUCCUUAACUCAGAUCAAACUCAGGCUUAAUCAGACUAAAAGAUCAUCAAUUCCAAUUAAUUUUAACAAACUUGAAUCUAACUUAAUACAAAUAUAAAUAUAUCAGAAUACUUACUAGUUUGAUUCAGUAGAAAUAACUUAAGCAUCAUAUAACAACAAAAUUAAAAUUUAAUUUGGACUAUUAUAAAUAUAUUCAACGCAAA
Molecule: messenger RNA, 4894 nt
Organism: Apis laboriosa (Himalayan honeybee)
Lineage: Eukaryota; Metazoa; Arthropoda; Insecta; Hymenoptera; Apidae
Gene: BtbVII
Product: protein tramtrack, alpha isoform
Exons: 6
Coding region: 2208-3839 (543 amino acids)
Biological process (GO): regulation of transcription by RNA polymerase II
Cellular component (GO): nucleus
Molecular function (GO): DNA binding; protein binding
Source: RefSeq, a predicted model, not a curated record